This is a messenger RNA of Silurus meridionalis, 4962 nucleotides long. RefSeq names its product formin 1 (gene fmn1). Gene Ontology annotation, cellular component: actin filament; cytoplasm; cytoskeleton. Gene Ontology annotation, molecular function: microtubule binding; actin filament binding. Gene Ontology annotation, biological process: actin filament network formation; cortical actin cytoskeleton organization; actin nucleation. NCBI's taxonomy places the organism in Eukaryota, Metazoa, Chordata, Actinopteri, Siluriformes, Siluridae. The record is from RefSeq and is a predicted model, not a curated record.
AUGAUUAUAUUUUUUCGUGCGGUGGUUCCUAUGUGACCUACGGAUUAAAAGCAAGAGGACCUGCUGAAUCUACCGGAAUAUCAAUAUCUAAAUCGAAACUGGAGCAAAGAGGCAACAGAGUGAAGCCAAAGGAAAAUUUUUUGGAGUGUCUAUAUCAAUUGAAGGAUUACUGCAGUUAAGCAUUUGUAAGUGUGGAUUGUCAUUUGUAUCUCCUUUCAAGUGACAAGACAAUCUGAGGGUUUGCAUCAUUCUCAAAGUGAUUUUCAUCUGACAUCAACUUUCUGGAAGCUUUAUUAAAAAAUAUGGAUAUUACAAACAUACUGGAAAAUAAUAACUAGAAGAGAACAAUUCUGGGGAACCAAUAUGAUGGACAUGACAAGAGAUUGUUUAAAAGUCUGAUGAGACAUUUAUUUUGCAAAGGAUUCAAAAAUUAUUUCUAGCUUGAAUGGUAAAUCCAACAAGACUGAAUUAACGCAAAUGCAAAAAUAAAGGAAAUAUUCUUCUUGGUGUUUUUUUGGACGUCUACAUGUAAUCUUAAAUCCCUGCAAUUCAAGUGCCUUACAUGAGAAAAUGGAGAGUUCUUUUUUUAACAACUUUACCAACCUUUUCAACCGUACAGAGAAAACUGAAGACACACCAGUCCUUUCAUCUUUUCGUCCCCUCUCUGAGAAAGACACUAAAGCUCAAACUUUCAGCAUCCAGUUGACAAAGCAACCUGUUGACAAAGAUGUCGAUACAGUACUGGAAGUUUCAAGUAAAAUGAAUAGUAAGACAACAUCUGAAACAGAAAUCUUAAUAGAGCCAGAGGUUGUAGCAAGAACAAUUCAGUCUGAAAAUGAAGACAACCACCACAGCAAACUGGAACAAAGAUCAUCUCUGGAGAAAAUAACAUUUAACAUUGUUGAACCUCACAAUAAUACUGCCCAGUGCGACGGAAAAGGACAAGAAUGGGAAAACGAGGUUAAAUAUUUGCAGACCAACACUCAGGAACCAUCAGGUAUGAACAGUUAUGAGGAACUCUACAGAGACAGAACAUUUCAGACAACGUCUACAGAUAUCAGCAAUCCAAUGUCUAUUGUAGCAGUCUCAGAUCAGGCAAAUGAGGACAUGUCUACUUUUAAGAGUCAUCUGGUUAUACCUAAUGGAGAUUUUGAUACAAAUACAAACUGCAUACACUCAGACACAGGCAAUAAUACGAUUCAUUCAAACAGGGAAUUCUGGAGCUCCUUAGUUCCAGACCAAUGUAAUGAAUGUCAUGUGGAAUCAAAAUCUUGCUCAGAAACCGAAGACACAUUGCUCAAAGUCAAGUCUGAUCAAGUGUUACUAAAAUUAGAACCAACAACUCCCGGCAGUUUCCAUGAAACACAGGAAGAAACAAAUGAUGACAAAGAAAUGAGUAAACUAGAAAUGAAGAAGAAUGAUAGACAAGAUAAAGAAACAGUGAUGAAAGAUGAGCGUGAUAACCUGGUACAAAUAGAGGGUGAAAAAGAAGAAAAUGUUAUGGCAGAAAAGAAAAAGGAUAUAUUACAAGAAUAUACCAAUUCAGAGUUCUUAGGUAUUCCCUCUGCUCCUGGGAACUUAGAAAAGCCACCAAACACUGAAAAUGCUUCUAGGCCCACCAAAAGAGUUACCUUUUCCCCAGAUAUAAAGUUGGAGAAACCUCCUCCACUACCCUCUUUCUUUAGUGGAUUGAAAGUGUUAAAAAAAGAAGUGAAUGGACAACCUAACAGUCCUGUUCUGAUGAAACGGGCCUCUGUUAAACGCGCACUUUUCGCUGAGAAACAUUCCAGAAAUGAGGUUAAAGGAAGCAUCCUUGAGCAGCUCUCUCAACUCCUGAGCUUUGAUGCUAGCAAAGUAGGAGCAAAAAAAACACAGGAAUCCACAACAAGUCCUCCCGUGUCACCAAUCAGUGAGGCCCCAGAAGCAGAAAUGCCUCCAAUAGAGGAAAGUGUUGAGGCUCCUGAUGCUGCUUCAUCAGAGGAACCAGGCAAAUUAACAAAUUCAGAGACCGCCCUUAAUGCUUUCAAGGCUUUCUUUACCCCUAAACCAGCUAAGAGGGACACCUCAGACCAUAUCGACCUGGAUGCUGUAAAGAGGGCAUUCAACCCAGAGACAAUCCGGGCUAUCUUCGACAGAAAUUCUAGCAAGUCUCCAGACAACAAGAACAUCUUUAACAUCAAAUCCCCAGAGACCGAGGAGAGGACCCCAGGGCGUCUGCAGGCUGUCUGGCCCCCUCCAAAGCCCAAAGACAAGGAGGAGAAAAUUGGGUUAAAAUACACAGAGGCUGAGCAUCAGGCAGCACUUCUACAACUUAAAAGAGAGUGCAAAGAAGAGAUUGAGGCAUUAGAGGCAGACUUUAAGCUCCAGCUCUUCCAUCUCAGAGAGGAGAAUGAAGAAUCUGUGUCCAGACUGCAAGCUAUAAUUGCUGAUCUAAAAAAGGCUGCCAAGUGCUCACAUGCUGAACUCAGAGAUGUGGCUGUGUCAACAGAAGACAAAUUCACACCUCGAGUUUUUCGCAAUGUGUGCAUUCAGACAGACCGAGAGACUUUUAUUAGGCCUGUGGAAGAGCCAGCAAUAAACAAAGACCUUUGCGUUCAACCAAGUGUACCUAAAAAACUUGAUCUUGAAUCAAUUAGCCGAAACUUUUCAGGCAAAAAAGAGUCUGAUCUGUCUCCCUUACUGCCAUUGGAACCACCCCACCACCGCCGCCGCCGCCACCACCACCGCCACCACCACCAUCACCACCACCUUCACAACUGUCUGUUCAGUCAGGAAUUGAUGGUGAAAACUUUACCAUUAUUGACUAGUCCUUCUGAAUGUCAUUCCAAAACUGCUCAGACAGAAUAUUUCCCACCACCCACACAAGGCAACAGUCCACCCCCUCCACCACCACCUCCACCUACUAUCAUAGAUGGUCUUUCUCCUCCACCACCCUUACCAGGCCAGGUGCUCUCUCCUCUCUCUGGAAGUGGAUUGUUUCUCUUUAGAACUGAGGACAGAUCACAGCGAAAGCCAAGAGUGGAACCCAUCUGUCCAAUGAGGCCACUCUACUGGACACGAAUACAGAUUCAAGACAACAGAAAUGAUACACUAUGGAGCUCGUUGAUGGAGCCGGCCAUAAUGAAUAGUAAUGAGUUUGCUGAGUUGUUUGCUAAAAUGGCUUCACCAGCCAAAAGGAAACCCCUAUCUGAGGCCUACAACAAGUCAGCCAAAGCCAAGAAGAUCAUUAAAGUGUUGGACAGCAAACGUUCUCAAGCUGUGGGCAUCUUAAUCUCUAGUCUUCACCUGGAGAUGAAGGACAUACAGCAGGCAAUUUUGAUGAUGGACAACUCUGUGGUUGAUUUGGAUGCUAUUGAAGCCCUGUAUGAAAAUAGAGCUCAGCCUGAAGAGUUGGCGAAAAUAAGAAAACAUUACGAAACCUCAGAUGAAGAGCAUGUCAGACUGCUGGAUAAGCCUGAACAGUUCUUGUAUGAGCUCUCUCUGAUUCCCCAAUUUUCACUAAGAGCACACUGCAUCAUUCUCCAGUCAUCAUUCACUGAUGCCGUUGCAUCGAUCCAGCGCAAAACAAACAUGGUUCUCCAAGUGUGCAAGGGUCUCCUGGAGAAAGACAGUGUGAGAGAUGUGCUGGGGCUUGUCCUUGCUUUUGGGAACUACAUGAACGGAGGAAGCAGAAACCGAGGCCAGGCAGAUGGCUUUGGCCUAGAGAUUCUCCCCAAACUUAAAGAUGUCAAAAGCAAGGAUAACCGCAUAAGUUUGUUGGAUUAUGUAGUGUCUUACUACCUACGCAACCUUGACAAGAAUGCUGGGACUGAAAACUGUGUGUUUCCAUUGCCUGAGCCUCAGGAUGUCUUCCUUGCAUCCCAAGUAAAGUUUGAAGAACUUUCCAAAGAGCUCCGAAAGCUGGGCAAAGACCUUGAAGAUUGUGAGAAGGAUGUCCAAAGAGUGUGGAGAACAUCAUCUCAAGAAUAUAUUCAUCCCUUUAAGGAGAAAAUGGAAGCUUUCAUCUCCAGUGCCCAAAAAGAACAAAUAGCAAGUGAGCAUCAUCUCCGAUCUGCCCAAAAGAGCUACCAUGACCUGCUACAGCACUUUGGGUUGAAGCUCCGUUCUGGCGAGCAGGAUGUCUUACCAGGCCAUGUUUUCAUGCUAUGGUUUGAAUUUUGCAAUGACUUCAAGACCAGAUGGAAGAGGGAGAACAAGGUCAUAUCCAGUGAGAGACUGAAAGAAGCCCAGCAGUCAGUGCGCAACAUCACAGCGGAAAAAAAAGUGGAGACAAGGCAGGUCAAUGCCAAUGGCCUGAAAGAAAGAGUGCGUCUAAAAGAAGCAAGCUUAUCUACCAUCUGAGACACAACAAACUCUCCAUAAUAGCAUACGGUAUACUGUAAUAUAUGAUUUAUAAACUCAAGCAUUUCUUAAUUUGUAUCUUUAUGUAAUGUUGGCUUGUUUCUGCAUAAGAAUCGAACCUUGAAGAAAUGCAGCAUGUAUGUGUGCUCUUCUCAGAUUUAUGUGAUUGAACGCAGGGAUUAACAUACAAUUUUAUUCAGUUUUCUUCAAAUUAAUUUUAUUUUUGUAGCACGUUUAAUAAUAGACAUUGUCACAAUAGAACUUUCGAGAGAAUUUGAUUUAACUUCCUGAUGAGCAUGCAGAAGGUAACUGUGGUAAAGAAAAACUCCCUGAGAAGAUAAGGUGGAAACCUUGAGAAGAACCAGACUCAAAAGGGAACCCGUCCUCUCCUGCGUGACUCCAGAUAGUGAAAUUAUAAAUCAUCAAUCCUGUAUACUAUUAAGGUAAACAGUGCUAAGUGUGAUGAAAAGAAAGAGGGUAGGUGAGCUUUUGGAUAAAGCAGAAGGUCUGUAACCAAAAACAGCAACCAAGCCAAGUGGGUUUCUUUUUAUUAAACAUGACUAGAUUGUCCGAUAUAUCCAGCUAUUGUAUUCUGAAAGUAAAACAUCAGUUUAUCAACCU